This is a messenger RNA of Manis pentadactyla (Chinese pangolin), 6936 nucleotides long. RefSeq names its product coagulation factor II thrombin receptor like 2 (gene F2RL2). Gene Ontology annotation, molecular function: thrombin-activated receptor activity. Lineage: Eukaryota; Metazoa; Chordata; Mammalia; Pholidota; Manidae. The coding region runs from base 139 to 1275 and encodes 378 amino acids. Gene Ontology annotation, biological process: thrombin-activated receptor signaling pathway; blood coagulation; phospholipase C-activating G protein-coupled receptor signaling pathway. The transcript is spliced from 2 exons. Gene Ontology annotation, cellular component: membrane. The record is from RefSeq and is a predicted model, not a curated record.
CGCAGAGCACAGGAGCGCGCACUUCCACAGAGAGAACAAGUGUUCGUUUUGCUGUUGACACACCGAACUGAAGCACAGCUGUGCUCCCUAAUCUGAUACAUUUGAUAACCUUUGGGAAAAGGGACUCAGGUCAUCCAGAUGAAAGCCCUUAUCUCUGCAGCUGUUGGAGCAGUGCUUCUCUUGCCCACUUUUUGUCAAAGCGGUAUGGAAAAUGGUGCAGACAACUUGGGGGAGUCAACCUUACCUAUCAAGACCUUCCGUGGUGCUCCCCCAAAUUCUUUUGAGGAGUUCCCCCUUUCUGCCAUAGAAGGCUGGACAGGUGCCCCCACAACUGUAAAAAUUAAGUGCCCUGAAGAACGGGUUUCAGAUCUCCAUGUGAAUAAUGCUACCGUGGGGUACCUGAGCAGCUCCAUAAGUACCAAACUCAUCCCCACCGUCUACAUCCUGGUGUUUGUAGUAGGUGUGCCAGCCAAUGCGGCGACCCUGUGGAUGCUCUUCUUCAGGACCAGAUCUGUCUGCACGACCAUCUUCUACACUAACCUGGCCAUUGCAGAUUUCCUUUUUUGUGUCACAUUGCCCUUCAAGAUAGCUUACCACCUCAAUGGGAACAACUGGGUAUUUGGAGAGGGCCUGUGCCGGGCCACCACAGUUGUCUUCUACGGCAACAUGUACUGCUCCAUUCUGCUCCUUGCCUGCAUCAGCAUCAGCCGCUACCUAGCCAUUGUCCAUCCCUUCAUUUACCGGGGGCUGCCCCAGCGCACCUAUGCCUUGCUGACAUGUGGACUGGUGUGGGCAACUGUUUUCUUAUAUAUGCUGCCCUUCUUCAUCCUGAAACAGGAGUAUUACCUCGUCCAUCAGGACAUCACCACCUGCCAUGAUGUCCACAACAUAUGUGAGUCCUCCUCGCCCUUCCAGCUCUACUACUUCAUCUCCUUGGCGUUCUUUGGAUUCUUAGUUCCAUUUGUGGUCAUUGUCUACUGCUAUUCAGCCAUCAUCCGUACGCUGAAUGCAUAUGACCACCGAUGGCUGUGGUACAUGAAGGCGAGUCUCCUCAUUCUUGUGAUUUUCACUAUUUGCUUUGCUCCAAGCAAUAUCAUACUUAUCAUUCACCAUGCUAACUACUACCACCACACCACUGAUGGCUUAUACUUCAUCUACCUCACAGCCUUGUGCCUCGGCAGCCUGAAUAGUUGCUUAGAUCCAUUUUUAUAUUUUCUCAUGUCAAAAAUCACAGAUCAAUCCACUGCUUACCUGACAAUGGUGAAAUCACCUUAGAGAACAAGGAAAGCUAUCUGUGAAAAUAUCCAUUCUUGGGAUAACAUAUGUAUCGUUCAAGGAGCUCUAUUCUCUAGCUCUCAAGAAACAGUGCUUCAAAAUGAAACACUACAAAAAACACUAUCUUUUAAAAAAGAAAAAAGCAAACAACUCUAUGUCAGUGUUUUACGAAUGUCGAUGUGGGAGAAAAGGUAACACCAUUCUUUUUAUGACAACUGACACAUUUGGGUGCCAGGUGCUUGGAGGCCCUUACACCUCCAUGUCCCCCACCGCUCCGAGGCUUCCACUCCAGGCGACCCGGGGAGGAGGGCAGGCCAGGGAGCAAGGGUGCAGCCUGAGAAGCUAAGGUCUCAGUGUUUAGUAUCUGGUGUCAUUUUUUUAUUCUUCUGCUCCCUCAGCUCUUCGCUGGUGGCUGUCUCAUCAGCUGACUGUCUGUCUGUAACAUCUCUCCCUGGGGUCCAUUAUCCCAGCCCCACCUCUGCAUUCUAACCACUCUCUCUGCUGUCAGCCUAUCUCCGUUUCACUGCCCACUGCCAGACUAAUCUUCCUCAAAUAUUAGUUUGAAUACACCACUCAAAACUCCCAGCUCAAAACCUCCCUGAACUCUCCACUAUUUUGGGAUAUCUUAGAAAUCUCCCACUUGGCAGUCAGAGCUAACUUUCUUACUUGACUUCCCAAUAAGCCUCGCCUGCAGUGUAGGCACCAGCCAAGCCUCUUGCUUUGCUGUGAUCUUGAUUUUUCGUCUCUCCGCCCGUCUCUUAUCGGAAAGCUAUUUUUAACAUGUUUGCCUUCUUUCCAUCUCUUGAAGUCCUCAAAGGACCAUUCUUCCCUAAUUCUCAAGCUACAAGUCCUUUUUUCUCAUCGGAACUUUUGAAGCACUUUCCUGUAUUUUUGUUACAGUGCCUAUAUAUAGUUCAUUUAUAUACAAAUAUUAAUUCCACACUUACUAAGCACCAUGUCUAGCAGAGACGGGGGCUCACCCUCUUGCUUCUUUAGCUUCUUAUAACACCUGCAGGCCCAACUCUUCCCGGGGGUCUGUGGGGCCCAGUUCCAUGCCUUGCGCAGCACAUGGCUGAAUGAAAGAACUACGGCCCCAAAGCAGCUCCACGGUGUGAAGCCCAUUAAAUUCCUACCAGGAAGGCAAGGUGUUCUGUGUGACAUGGGGUCACAUCAGGUUUCGUAGGGCAUGCAAAAAAAAAAAUAAUAAGGAAACUAAACUAAGAAUAUAUGCAUGAGGUCAUUUACAAGUUUAAAACACACCCAUUAUUUUUGGUCCUUUUACAUAGUUUUUAAAAGGGAAGUUAUAUUUUGUUGUAAAUGCCCAGUAUAUUCCUGUAGGUAGAUGACUACAUUUCCCUUAGUUUAGGGAUUAGACAGGUGAGAUGUUAGCGAUUAAGGGCAGGAAGGAUUGCUGAGAAGGAUUUUUAAGUCUGUAGAAAUGUGAAUUAAUCAUAUACUUUGUAGUGACCAUCGAAACAAUAAAAAAAAUUGUUAAAUGCAUAUUUUUGACUCCGCAGUGUUUCCUGUUUCAUUUGACCGAGGCAAAACAAAAACAAAACCAUGUACACAAAUUUACUUCACAGUACAUAUGUGGUUAUGUGAAGAAAGAAAAUCAGACACUAAAGCAAGCAAGAAAAACAAAUCUGAAGUUUCAAGAUCACAAAAAAUUUCAGUGGAAGGAACUGGUUCUGCAAAUAAAGUCAUCAACUGUAAUAAGUUUUACCUACGGAAAAGGGCAAUGACAUUCACUUGUUAAAAGCACAGUUAAUUUUUAUGCAGUCAAUAUACAUAUAGAAAAGCUUACAAUUUAAAAUAGCUCACAAUUCACUGCCUCCACCAAACAGACACAGAAAGUGUGUUCUCUGCUAAGUGUAUGCCAAUAUGCACACGACCCGCUUUUCCCCAAGUGACAAAAGGAAUUUGGUACCCACAUAAGAUUAUACUUGAAAUACUAUUAACAAGGACCAAGAAGCCUCACGAACUUACAUCACAGUCCCCAAUCUUUGAUUAAACUGAGCAUUUAUUCCAUGACGAUGCUAUCCACUGUGACCUUUAAUGGCUAUAUUCUUUGGCAUAAGCUUUACUUUAUAAGUGACAAUAUCAGUAAUAGAAUUUUUUCCUGUUAUUUUCUCAGGCCAGAUCUUAGGAAGACAAAGCAGAAAUACACCACCAAAGCACAAUACCUAGCAGAAUUUACAAAACAAACACAGAAACUCCUCUAAAUAAACACCAGAAUCAGAUUUUUCCUCCAACCCCAGGGAAAGUGAACAAGCUGAGAAAAGAAAGUUUCAAAGCUAAUGGGCUGAGAAAGAAAAUGUUUAAAAAUAGCAAUUUAAUAUAUAAAAAAAAUAAAGAUUCACUACUUGGAAUUGUACUGUUUUAAAUCUAUUAGCUAUUGCCAAUACAUUUCAAGCCCCUAAUCUUUUAUAGGCCAAAAGUCAUUUAAUACCUGAGUUAGAAACCAUAUCCCUAGGCUUGUUUAAUGCUCUAACUACACUAUUCAUGCUACUGCUUUCACACUCAGAAAGGAUGACUGAUAGAGAGCUGGCGGAGCACGGACACUCAGGGGAGGCUUCCAAAUGCCCUGGAGAGGUCCUGCAGAGCUCCAUCUUGGUUGGAGCCAUUAGACUGAGUGCUCUGGAGGUGACUUUGACUGCCCGCCUAUGAAAGGUUUGUGGACUCAGCCUCACCUCAAGGACAAAUCCCCUGUGGCUGUGGACAGAGAAUAACCCAGGUCUGCAUACAUCCUUUACCCAGGAAAUCCCACAUUUGGUUUGUAGAUGAAACAGGCCACAUGUCUGGUAAGGACCUUGUGACACAGACAUUGUACACCCCUUACCUGUGUGGCAGCCAGAGGUUCCCACAGUAAUAUUAGCUACAGUAUUUAAGCAUAUUUUUGGGGUGUCAAACUCCAUGCUAAAUGCUAUACACUCAUAUACACAUAUAUUCAUAUUAAGGUAAUUAUACAUAGCUAUUUAUCAAUGUAUUACAUGUAAACAAAAUAUAACAUAUCAAUUUGUCAUAGUGUUACAUGUAUACUAUCAUUUAAUCCUCAUGCUAAUUCUAUACAGUAGGUACUAUUAUUUCCAUUUUACACAUGUGAAAACUGAAGCAUAGAGAAUUUUGGUGACUUGACUAGAUCCCUAGCUAUUUUAUGGCAAAGCCAAGAUUGGAAUGGUGCCUAUCUGUUUCCAAAGCAAAUACCUUCCAAUUUUUAAAAAUUCUUUCAGUGCUGGUAAGUGUGCCAUGUGCCACAGUCCCAGCUACAGUAGUGGGAACAGCAGGAGGAGACCCACUGUCCUCCCCCCUGGGAUGCUGGGACACAAGGUUCAGGUUGAGUCUCACUCUCCUACUUGCCUGGUAAUCAACCUGAACUUCCUGCUCGCUUACAUCUGAUGAGAGGGCACCUGCCCCAGUUGCUGUGAGGCACAAAUGAGGACAGUUUAUGUGAGGAACCCUUAAAGCACAAGAAGAAGGCAGCACCGCUAUUGGAAGGCUAAUGUCAUGGAAGACCCCACCCUGAGGGAUAUUUUUCUUCACCUUUAAAGAGGUAAUUUAGUGGUGUGGCGUGACUAGGGUUUAUAAGUACAUAUGUAUAUAUGUAUGUAGGUAGGUAUUUCUUUAACUUUUCAUUAAACAUUUUUUUUGCAUCGUUAAUACAUGGUAUAAAAUUAAAAAGAUUAAAAGUUUAUCUUUUUCUUCCCUAGCCACUCAGUUCUUUCCCCAGAGGCAGUACUUCUGUAUGCUGCCAGAGGCUAGAUUAUGCCAAAAUACUUCUAAUGACCUGAGUUGAAGUUAGUUACUUUGAAGGGAACACCUUGAUGGAGGCAGUAGGUCCUCUUACAGAAGCUAGAAAAGUUACUGGAAGAAUUGGCCCUUUCUGAGUUGCUUACAUUUUUUUUUGAAAAUUUAGAAACAGUAUGUAAUGUAAGCACUUUUAAAAAAAUGAAAUCCAGACAGCACAGAGUGAAAAGCAGUCUCCUAUCCACACCAGGCUUCUACCUUACCUUCCAGAAGGUAUCUCCUUCUAGAAAUAUUUUAUGCACAUAUAAGCAUACAUUUAUAAAGGUGUUACCCCAUUUUUAUGUACCUGGAAGCAUGCUUGUUUUUGGUAUUCUUUUAUUUAUUUAUUUAAUUUUAAUUUUGGUAUCAUUAAUAUAAAAUUACACGGGUGACAUUAUGGUUACUAGAUUGUCCCCAUUAUCAAGUACCCACCACAUACCCCAUUAUAGUCAAUGUCCAUCAGCAUAGUAAGAUGCUAUAGAGUCAUUACUUGUCUUCUGUGUGUUAUACUGUCUUCCCUGUGCGCCGCCCCCCCCAUGUUAUGUGUGCUAACUAUAAUGACCCUUAUUCCUGGAAGCAUGCUUUUUUCACUUAACAAUAUGCAUAUUAAAGUUGUCCAAUAUAGAUCCACUCAUUCUUUUUCAUGGCCACAUAGUAUUUCACUGCAUGGAUAUGCUGCAAUUUAUAUAACUGGCCUCCACCUGAUGGGCAUUUAGGUUGUUUGGAGUCCUCUGCUAUUACAGACAAGGCUGCAAUAAAUAUCCUUUUUACCUGCCAUAAUGCACAAUAAGAUAUGUUUCUGAAUCAGAAAGACCAGGGCAUCAUCCCAAAACUGCUUACUUUUUGGACAAGUUGGUUUCAUUUCCGUAAGAGGAUAAUGAUGACAAUGAAUGCUCAGGGCUGUUAUGAAUUGUUAGGAUUAUAUAAGAGAAUAUGCAUAAGGUACCUAGUACCAUGCCUGUCCAAAAGCAGGUUCUCAAUAAAUAUUUGCUCUUACCAAAGGUGUUUUCUGUUUCAGAUGAGGCAGUUCCUGGGUUGUCUAAGUCAGGGGAGAGGGCUGUCCCUUUCAGGGUCUGGCUUGCACCUGGGGACAUGGUGGCUGAGAGUGACUGGGCCCCAGGUAGCAUCAAUCCUACUCUCCGAGGACAGGUCACACAAGCCUCUUCCAAGUACCCUCCCCAUAGUAGCUAGUAUCUGUGGGACUCCUCUUACAAGCUCUGUAGCCAGAAAAAAACCCUCUGCUUUUUAAGGGGACUCUGGCCAGGUCAAUCUCCACCUGUGCUGGGAACAAACCAUGCUGGUACCUGCCAAGCACUCACUUCCUGCCUGCACCAUCCUGCUCCCCACCCACCUAGCCAGCUCUUCCUUACCUUUUAGGCUCAGCUCUUGUUCUAUCAAUGCCAGCUUCUCUUAGGAUUCUCAUCCACAGCAAUCCCAACCAUCUCUGAAUCACUCUGUGCACUUCUCAUUUUGACACUCUACCACAUGCUUAUCUUUACUGUUACUUACCUAUUCUACUUGAGAAUGCCCACUGCCUAAAUUUCUAAGAAUCCUGAGGAUAAGGACAGAACAUUCAACUGGUAUUAUAUGUUCCUCGUAUUGUAUCCCUUUUCCCGCUAGCAGAUGCAGUACACUGCCCUAUGCACACAGUAUGUGCUCAGUAAAUACCCAGUGACUUCGAUUCUGAACAAGAACUCACCCACAAAUGAGUUUUUAGUGAAAGAGUAGAAGCAGUUAUCAGCUAUGCAGCCAGGUCCCCCCUCAUAUUUGACACUGGGAAAAUAACAGCCUUAUACUUCCAUUCUGACUUACAGGCAAUUGCUGGGACAAGAAGCUCGUGAGCUUUAGUAAAAAUGGGUGAUGACAAGUCCUCCCUGC